CGCGCGUCUCCUAAAAAGCGUCCCCCCGGGUACAUUCUUCCGGUAUCCUGCGUCCCGGGAGGCCGAGGCUGGGCUACUAGGUUCCGGUACCGGACAAGACCCGGAGCUGCUGCUUUGGUGAGAUUCAGCAUAUUGACUGUUUAAAGUAAGAUGUCUUUAAAUACAUCUUCAUUUUUGAAUCAAGAAAGCCAUCAGAAAUCAAAAAGAAAUUUUGAAUGUCUGAAAAAUUCACAACAGACUACUUUACUUCAAGAUAACCCACUUCAAAAUUUACAGUUAGCAUCCUGGGAAGUUCUUGAAAAAGCCCAAAAGAGUGGGAGAUCAAAGUGCCCAAGAUGUGGAAGUUCAAGGAUGUUUUAUUGUUAUUCAUGUUAUGUUCCAGUUGAAACUGUGCCUACCAAAGAAAUUCCAGUUGUGAAGCUUCCUUUGAAGAUUGACAUAAUUAAACACCCAAAUGAAACUGAUGGCAAAAGCACUGCUGUACAUGCUAAACUCCUAGCAUCUGAAGAUGUUACCAUUUAUACAUAUCCUUGCAUACCAGAAUAUGAAGGAAAAAAACAUGAAAUUGCACUUGUCUUUCCUGGUCCUAACUCAGUUUUGGUAAAAGAUAUUACUCUCCAUUUGCAAAAAAAUGUUGAAAAAGUUAGUUGCGACGAUAAUGAUGAUUCUUCAGCAGAGCCAUUACUCAAGAAAGCAAAAAUAGAAACAAAAGAAGACAGAAAGUUAGGUGAAUGCAAAUUAAAUAUUAGGAGUGAAGACACUGUACUGAAGAAAGUAAUAUUUAUUGACAGCACUUGGAAUCAAACCAACAAAAUAAUCACUGAUGAGCGACUUCAAGGGAUGCUGCAAAUUGAGUUGAAAACAAGGAAAACUUGCUUUUGGCGUCACCAGAAAGGAAAGCCAGAUACGUAUCUUUCUACAAUUGAAGCCAUUUAUUAUUUUUUUGUGGAUUAUCACCAGGAGAUUUUAAAAGAGAGCUACAAAGGACAAUAUGACAACCUGCUUUUUUUCUUUUCAUUUAUGUACACGUUGAUAAAAAAUGCCAAAAAUUCUUCAGGAAAAGAGUAAGCCAAGAUAUCUAUGUGGCUGAAAAUAGCACUAUGUUUGUUUUUCUUUAAUUUUGAUAAAGAGCAGAAAUACAGUGUUUUGUCAAAAUGACAUUUAAAAGUUCAAUUAUUAAACAGUGCAUUAUACUCUGAA
Pelodiscus sinensis (Chinese soft-shelled turtle) is the source of this 1200-nucleotide messenger RNA. Lineage: Eukaryota; Metazoa; Chordata; Testudines; Trionychidae. The record is from RefSeq and is a predicted model, not a curated record.